UGAUAUCCUAGGAGAAUAGGAGGGGGAUUUCACAUGUCAACAAAACAGAUAAAUUAUCACCACACAGGCAUGUAAAGGUGUGCUGGUGGUGGAAUAAUCAGACAGGUAACUUCACCUGGACCUAGACCUUCUCGUCCAUCAUCUUCACCAUCUGUCUCCAUGACAACCCCUCCGCUAGUGUCACCUUUCGGCGGGCAGCCACCGCAGCAGCAGCAACAGCAGCAGGUCCAGGCAGCGCGUGAUGUCAACACGGCCUCGCUGUGUCGCAUCGGCCAGGAGACGGUCCAAGACAUUGUCCUCAGGACCAUGGAAAUCUUCCAGCUCCUCAGGAACAUGCAGCUGCCUAAUGGAGUCACUUACCACCCCAACACCCACCAGGAUAGGCUCGGGAAACUCCAGGAGCACCUGCGCAUGCUCUCUGUGCUUUUCCGCAAGCUGCGCCUCGUCUACGACAAAUGCAAUGAAAACUGUGCUGGACUGGACCCCAUACCCCCAGAGCAACUGAUACCCUUUGUGGAGGAUGACAGCUCCAAACACGAGGACCGCUCAGCCAGCCAGAGCCGCCCUGCCACCGAGGAGAGGAGAGAAAUCCUGGAGGUCAACAAGAAGCUGAAGCAGAAGAAUCAACAGCUGAAGCAGAUCAUGGACCAACUUCGCAACCUCAUCUGGGAGAUCAACUCCAUGCUGGCUGUCAGGAGCUGAGCCACAUACACAUGCACAUACGCACACACGCAACCAUUCAUGUAAAACACAUACACUCAUGCAUACAUUCACUGCAAAUAAUGGACAGGAAGAUACGGUUGUUAACCGGACGUGUGACAGGGUAACACAGACUGGCUGAGGCUGCACUUUACAGAAGAAAUGAGGACUUUGGCAAUGUCAGCCUGUUUGCUUAAGAACAAGACAUGAAGCAAUAGAAGGAAAACAAGAGGAGACAAAUGAAGAUGAAGGGGCUCCGUACCGCAGAGAGGUGAGACAACACCACACACUAGACACGGAGGGACGAGGGUGCAGGUGGUAACAGUGUGGUCGAUGGCGGAAAAUAUUCUGCCUCUACCUCGAUAUUUUACCUUUCAAUCAGCAUUAUGACUCUGAAUUAAUCUGAAGAGUUGAUGUAUUAUGUUUUAUCUAUUUGUAGGUACUAGCUUAGUAGAGAAACAUUGAUAUAUUAUUUAAUCCUCAUAUUCUGUACAUCUGUUACAUGACAUAGUUUUAGAAUUGACUGAAAUCCUCAAUUUAAAAGGUUUUUAUAUGGCCUCUAAGAACUUUAAUAAGAAAGACAGACACUGUGGGAAAAUCGUGAGUCUUCUUCUCACUAUAUUGUUCAGAUUUUUUAUUUGGUAUAAACAUAUUACUGUUUAUCUCUGAUUGGGUCUGACAUUUCAUUAUAAUGUAUUGUUAAUGAUUCUGCUGAACUAUAAAUGUUGCUGUAAUUAUUUUUUUUCAUUGCUGUGUUGUUCUGCAUUUUUCAUACAUUAGUGUAUCAGCUGAGUAUGUGGCCCCUAUUUAUGAAGCAUCUCAGAAUAACUUCUAGGAUUUUAACCUAGGACUAAACACACUCCUACCUCAGAGUAUGACUUGAGAGAGUUAUUUGCUGUAACUUCUCAUAUAAAAGCUGGUGUUCCAGUUUUACACUGCCUACAUUGCCAACACAUCUUGCGCAAUAUUGCACACGCAAAGAUGGCGUUGCAGACAAGGCUGUGGGCACAUCUCCUCUGAAAACAUGGACUUUAUCUUCUCUUAAACUCUCCAAUUUAACUUUCAUCUACACCUCCUCUUAACUUACACUGCUGGUCAAAAGUUUGCCGUUUUUCCAGUUACUUAAAUUUACUUCGCGUAAUGUGUUUCUGAAAUUUAAGCAUAGGACAAAUAAAUAGUCGUUUUUUGUUGUGUUUUUUUUAAGGGCCCAUGGAAUCUUAAAUCCUAAAUUUAAUCUAAAUUUCUGAUGCAUCUAGCAGCCGAACACAUUGUUCUUUUCUACAUGGGAAAUCAAAUAUUGUUCAGAAAGCUUGUCCCAACAUUUUGCCCAGUUCUUCCCAAACCAGCUCAUCGUGCUGGUCUGAUGGUCUUCCAUCAUUUGAAGCCAGUAUCAAGUUCUUGUCUUCUAAUAAUUAUCUUGCUUUAGGAUGAGCCACUGACCAACCAGUCUGUCUUCCUUUGUUAUUAACCUUUUCCUCACCAUUUUGAUAGCUAUAUACAGUACUACUUCCUGCAGUGCAGUCUUGUCCUAAUAAUGCAUCACAGGGUGUAGUAACAGUUUGCUCCAACUCUGAGUUUGCAAGUCAUCAAGAAAGUUCAGGCACCUGUAGGAACAGUUUGCAUUAACUUUCAACACUUCGUUUACUUCCAUUUCUGAAGGAAACUGCAAGUUAACCAAGUUCUCAAUCCCUGAAAAAGCCCUGUUUUCUAUUAAAUUUACAUGAUUUUUCAUUUUUUUUCUGAUCUUUUUGUACCAUUUAAGUUUAUUCACUGGACUUGAACUGCUUACAGUUCUCAUAAAAACUGGAAAAAUGGAGGUGCUCUAAAACUCUUGACCGGUAGUCUGUCUCUGUAUAGGAGGGUAGAAUGACUUAUUUGUCUUGGGAAUGGACUUUUUUUUUAAUAACCUCAGAGUCAUCUCUGAACUUCUCUAUCUAAACACCAUCUCCUGGCAAGUUCUAACAUGUCAGAACACCUCAGGAGCUUUCUUAAAUAUUAGCAUAGAUAGAAGUUGAUGAAAUGCUUAUUCUCCAAGGCCCAAAAAUAGGUUCAGAAUUGCCUCACUUAGAGAGUUUGUGGCCAAUUAGGACUGAUUUCCUACUUUGAGAUGCUUGAUAAAUACAGGCUGCUUUUUUUUUUUUUUUUUUUGGUAAUAAGAAGCCAGCCAUUUGUGUUUUGUAUCGCAUUAAUAGGUGAGAAAAGAAGGCAGGAGUGAGAGAGAGGGGAAUUCACAAAGAGCCUCAUGCAACACAAACGUGAAACAUGAGCUAAAACCUGAGAAAAUGUGCGCACACGCACACGCAGUCAUGUGGCACCACUGUUAGGUCACAGAUAUGCAUGACAAUAUCAGUGUCUGAUAUGGGUGCGUUUAAUAAUUCAGAGCAAAGGCAGGGUCAUAUCUGAGAUGUGUUAUGAGGCUAUUGUCCUCAGGGAGACACAAAAGGACAGAUGCAGCAUUGGAGCAGCGAGAAGGCUUUCACCCGAGUAGAAAAAGAAAUCAAUGCUCUGAGUAGUGACUAAUAAACCCCUCCUCAGUGGCCUAAUACAGGGGUGGUUAUUAUAUCUCCGAGGGCAAUGCAGCAUUGCGGGACUAUUAUUACUGUACAAAUGGAGUGUGUUCUCAUUCAGCUGAGGCAGAGGUCAGGGGCUGCGUACUUGUCCAUGCACACUCUGUCGCAAAUGAUGAAGCGAGUACAAAUGUGCAGGGUUACGCUCUGAUGUUGACAGUGUGAGCACAAAAGCGAGCACACACAAAUACAAACCAUCAGUCUCCCUGUGUCAGCGUACCCUUUUAUCGUGUCGUCAGUGUCAUUGUUCCUCAGACAAUGUUUGAUAGAAUAUCCUGUAAUUUCAUUUGCAGUGUAAACGUAAAGAGUUUCAAAGAACUUUUUGGUCAUUUUCCAUUAGUCUGUCUUAUAUACUUUAACUUGGCCUUACUCGGUGCAUGUAGGUGAAGAAACUGGUAGUGAAACUGUUCAGCCUUGGACAAACUGAAGGAUUUUUUUUUUUGAUUUGCUUGUACCUGACAAAUGUUUGAGAUUUGCUUCUGCUAUGAUGUGCCAUCUAGCUUGAGUGGUUUUGAGAUGCGUCUUGGAUCAUCUCCGACGCUAUGAGAUUUUUCAAACGCGUGAUUUUAACAUAGCUGGAAACAAAGUGCCCUUGUGUUUGUUAAGGCAGAGUGGUGUUUGAAACUUUUUGGUAUUAGAGCUGAUUGGACACCAAAGUCUCAGGAUCGAUGCCAAAACAAUAGUUAUAUUAACAGCUUACAUUGAGGAAUGUAACAUAUGUUUUUCUACAACACCCCUUUUUAAUAUAACAGAGAAGCCAAAGUUCCCAAAUAUUGAAUGUUUAAAUAUAAGCAGGCCCACAAAAAGUUUGCCUAAAGUAAAUAUUCUAAAAUUGGCAAAGCCCUAACAAAUCUAUUUUUGAAGUGUAAAAUGUUCCCUUUGGUAAAUUUUUCGAUAGCGACUCUUUAAUUAGCAUAAAUAUCUGUUGAUGCAUCGUUAGGUUAUUUGAACUCUCAGUGAUUGGUAUGCGUCUCAAAAAUCCAGGAUUGGUUGGGCUCUGAAUAAAACGUAACUAACCAAGAUUAGUAAUCUGACCACACAUUCGAUGCCAGUUUUUAGUUCAUGACUGUUUUGGAUCAAAACUUUGAGGACUGAUUCCCUGCUCCAGUAGUUUGAGCACAUUGGAGACUAGUUGAGCACGAUUUUAUACCAGAAAACAAACAAAAUAACAGCUGAAUGUGAGUCAAAUUGUAAAUGAUUUUUUUUAUAUAACACUUUGAGAUAUAUUGUAAACAGCCUGUUAAAAAAAGGACACAAAGAGAUGCAGUUAUCAUCAAAUAUGAGUUUAUUUUUUUUAUAAAUCAUUCUUACAAAAUUGGCAUUUAUCUAUUUCAUUUGUGACCUCUAUAAAAGUCUUCUGUUAAUUACAAGGUAGGAGGGAGGAGAAGGCAUCAGUACAGCUGGGCUUAACCGAGUCCUUACAGAUCAACAGAUAUUACUGCCGAUUGGUAAUGUGAUACAGCCAAUCACUGAUAAAUAAUCCCAAACAGGAAGUGGUCAUGCGUGGUUGCCUUAGCAACAGUGUCCAAACACAAAGAUGAAAACAGGGGGUGUUGUAAUAGGAGAAUGGAAGUUGUGUGUCAUCCAGUGUAUAAAGGCAGGGCUGUUCAGGCCUGCACAUGGUGCUUUUGCUGCCCGUCUACUGGAAAUAGUCUAGGACAGACCGUGCUCGGCAUGUCAGGAACUCAAAUGUUGAUAAAAGGCACAAAUCAAGAACAGACUAGUUUCCAGAACACAUGCCGCCGUCACUAUAAACACCAACUGCCUGGCACAUUUUGGGUAAACCUUCUUCCAUCUGUGUUGAAGCACACAGUAUUAACUUGCAUAAUGUUCCUCCUGAUCAAAUGACAGGCAUUUUAGUGAAUGCAGAGGUUUCCCUUGUGGCUUAGCUCACGUCCAUCACACUCUGUACUCGAUGAUAUAGUGUACAGCACGCCAACUGAAAGAUGCGACAGUUUCUGUUGCCAAAAUUAUCUGACCAAGCUGUGAAAGAGGCAAUUUAAACACAACUGUGUCGGAGCCCCAGACCCAUUAUUGUAAUGCAUUGGGGGAAGAUGUUACAGCCGAAUCUGAAAAUGUUUCCAUCUGGUGCAGGGGACCCAGCUGCUUAUUAUUUUCCAUGUUUCAGUUGGCGUAGUCUUUAUUGGGACUUUGCAAUUUGACUCCCAUGGAGCGCCAAGAUGGUGCGGCCCAAUCCAAUUCUAGAUCACUGGUGUAUGCAAUCUUUUCAGGAGUUAAAACUCUACCACUACGACUCUGAAAAUGUUCUCUCUCUCUCUGGGAGUUCUGUAUGAGAAAGUGAAGCGAGUGUGAUGGAUGUUUCCCGGGAAAACCAAUGCAGAGUGAAACAUAAUAUGAGCUGUAUAUCGGCAUCUGUGUGGAUUAUUGUGCACAGUGUGUCGAAAAUAAAAUGAAUAAAUACCAUUAACUCCCCUCAGCGAUGCAGGAUCAGUCUUAUGUUCUCGCCACGUCAUCUCAAAUCGUACACAGUCUUUUUUUUUCCAAAAAAUAAAUAUGUCUAUGUACAGUGCUGAGAGUUGCAGGGAUUU
Molecule: messenger RNA, 5815 nt
Organism: Toxotes jaculatrix (banded archerfish)
Lineage: Eukaryota; Metazoa; Chordata; Actinopteri; Toxotidae
Gene: med30
Product: mediator complex subunit 30
Exons: 5
Coding region: 160-702 (180 amino acids)
Biological process (GO): positive regulation of DNA-templated transcription
Cellular component (GO): mediator complex
Molecular function (GO): transcription coregulator activity
Source: RefSeq, a predicted model, not a curated record